UUAACAGAGGAAUAAGCCCUUGCCUCAGCGUCAUAUGACUAUUGCGGUCAGUAUGUGUUGUACGCACUUUAAACGCACACUUUUCCCUGCAUGCUACAUCCCUUUCUAACUUCUCCUUUGAUCUUGGAAGUCAGACUUGAAUUCUGAACAUCUUCACUCAUACGGGCUCUGCUAGCAGAAUUCCAUAUCAGUAUGUAUCCGUCGAUUUCAGCGUCCCAGUGGGGUUCUCCCACUGCUCCCAAGAAAGCUCUGCUUAUUCAUGGGUUGACUGCGUGCUCGAGUUCAUGGGAAGGUGUCGCUCAGCUAUUAGUAGCAGAAGGAUUCUUUGUCGUGGCUCCGAAUCUCCUUGGGCAUGCAUGGAGACGGGGCACCGACUUCCGCAUGUCUGCCCUUGCAGAGGACCUCCGACUAUACUUCAUCAAUGACAUGUCCUACGACGUGGUUGUAGGUCAUUCUCUUGGAGGCAUAGUCGCCCUUUCGCUCUUGCAAUUCUUGCCCAAAACGAAGGAAGCCACUGUCAUACUCGUCGACCCCCCUCUCGAUAUUGAAAGUACAGCCGAAAUCUAUAAAAGUUGGUUUCUGGAUGAAAUCGCGAAUGUCAAAACCACCGAGGAGCUGGCUGAUGACUUUGGUUGGUCACAACGUGACUGCGUGUUACGCGUACUAGGAUUUACAAUGUGCGACCGCACCACCAUCGAGGGAGUCUUCUCGCAUAACAGGCCAUGGUCUUUCAGUGGCCUGUUCAAAAACAUCCCCCCUCACGUGAAGAUCACCGUGCUGGUGUCAGAUCCGAUGUUCGGGGCUGUUUGUCUUCUAGAACAUGUCCCUUGUGACGUUGAGAGACUGAAUGUCAGGGUCCUUCCAGGCAUCGGCCACUGCAUUCAGUGGGAGCGUCCAGAUAUUAUCAUGGAUGCAAUCCAACCACCGAGAGCGAAGCUUUGAGCCGUGUGAAGGAGAUGCAGUGUUUUGUGGCCUAGUUUGUGUCUGUGACUUUUUGUUGGAACCUGGCCUUCGUUCGUGCAUGGGGUGUUGCAAGGCAUGCAGUAGUCCAAUU
Molecule: messenger RNA, 1054 nt
Organism: Suillus subaureus
Lineage: Eukaryota; Fungi; Basidiomycota; Agaricomycetes; Boletales; Suillaceae
Product: Alpha/Beta hydrolase protein
Exons: 3
Coding region: 193-942 (249 amino acids)
Source: RefSeq, a predicted model, not a curated record